Molecule: messenger RNA, 2352 nt
Organism: Fusarium pseudograminearum CS3096
Lineage: Eukaryota; Fungi; Ascomycota; Sordariomycetes; Hypocreales; Nectriaceae
Exons: 1
Coding region: 1-2352 (783 amino acids)
Biological process (GO): regulation of transcription by RNA polymerase II
Cellular component (GO): chromatin
Molecular function (GO): DNA-binding transcription factor activity, RNA polymerase II-specific; RNA polymerase II cis-regulatory region sequence-specific DNA binding
Source: RefSeq, a predicted model, not a curated record
AUGAUGUCCAAUCCAUCAGGAGGACUUCACCCUCGACAGAAGCAGCAUCGGCGUCAAAACUCGACACCGAAUGCUUUCGAGGGUGUCAAGAUCCCCAAUCUGCCAACUACACAACGACAAACCGCACACCGACGCGGCCUCAGUCUCGAUAUUCGAAGACAACCAAUCACAGCAUCACCAUCAACAACAAUGACAAGGCAGAAGCAAAUGGUAGGUACAAAUACUAACAACACAGGAUUAGCCAAUUACCCGCAGCAGCAGCGCAUACAAGCACGCCCGGGCACACAGCACCCUUACGCCAACUUGGCAUCUAGUGGAAGCGAGAACUAUCUCAUGUCCCCUCACGGAACUCCUCAGACACAGCGAUUCGACCCGUCCUGCUUUGACCCAAACUCAAUUCCCUUUGAUACUUACACCACAGACCUCAACGUGAUGAUGAGCAAAGGACAGCAAGCUUACGGCGACAAUUUGUCGGGAGGUAAGGAAUUUGAUAUUUUUAACAAUGAUAGUGCUCUUUCGACACCAUCCUUCAUGACCUUCCCCUCCGAGGGGUCCUCCGCCCAGGGUUGGGCCUCUGAAGGUGACACCUCCAGCACAAGGAGGACCUCGCGGAGGAUAAGCGGCGGCAUCAUGGACCGCGUCAACAAGUUCGAGAACUUGGACUCAACGAGACCAGCAACUCCCCCGAGCCAGAACCAGAACCGGGGCCAGAACAUACAAAGUCAGUCCUUCGACUGGACGAUGCCACUGGCCGCCACGACUAACUCGGAGAAAGGCUACUUUCCCCCUACGCCCACCGAGACUUCCCAGGACCGAUUGGUCAAGGACGAGCCUGUGCCAAGUCGCUUCUCUGAGGGUUAUGAUGAGUCUAUGGAAGAUACUAUCAAGCCCGUGAGGAACCGUGGGGGAAACCGAAGGGCCCAGACCAUCUUCCAGGAUAUCAGACAACACUCUGAGCAGGACAUGUCUAGCCAAGGCCAAACAGACUCAGCUUCUGAGGCAUCCUUCCACGGAGUGCCAAUGGCGACCCCUGACUACAUGAACAUGAACAACUUCAACAACGAGUUCCUAAAGAUCGAGAACGGUUUCGGUCGUCAAGAUAUCCAAGGUCUCGAUGUCGGCCCCAGCACACCCCAUAUGGAACAUUUUAUCGAUCUUAGGCCUUACUCAAUUAGCGCACAAUCCAUCUCUGGCACACCCUCACAAACACCCUCUCGUCGCCACUCUCCUCAUCGCCGAACAGAAUCUGUUGCAAGCAUCGCUAGUGCUGCCAGCAUUGCCAGUAUCAACAUUGAGGAGACCAAGACAGAGACCGGCGUGACUCAAGAUGAGAUCGCUCAGUUCAUCAGCGGCCCUGAUGCAGGCGACGGCAAGUGGACAUGCACAUACGAGGACUGUGGUAAGAAGUUCGGCCGCAAGGAGAACAUCAAGUCGCACGUUCAGACUCACCUCAACGACCGUCAAUACCAAUGUCCCACAUGCCAAAAGUGCUUCGUUAGGCAGCACGACCUUAAGCGACAUGCCAAGAUCCACACCGGAAUCAAGCCUUAUCCCUGUGAAUGCGGCAACAGCUUCGCUCGCCACGACGCUCUCACUCGACACCGUCAGCGAGGCAUGUGUAUUGGCGCUUUCGACAAUGUCGUGCGCAAGGUUGUCAAGCGAGGACGACCCCCCAAGAAGGGCCGUCCUGAUAUCGAGACCCGCAUGGACAAGUCCGCUAGAACCCGCAAGAAGAACAUGUCCAUCAGCUCAAUGUCGUCUUUCUCUGCAUGUUCGGACAGCUCAGCUGUAACCUCACCAGAUCAGUACAUAUUUGACGACAUGAUGGACAUUGGAAUGCCUUCACAAAGCCAAAACCUUGCCGCCGUCUCCUCAGCACCCAUGACCGGCCUCACUGCUGCAGCUCUCCAAGAGUAUGCCUCUUCACCAUCCGCUGUCAGCGCUCACUCUUACGUCUCCCCUGAAGCCAUCAUGGACGGUACUCCCAUGCACGUUGCAUCUCCUGCCAAGAGCGCCGCGAGCCAAUACAACACACCUCCUGAGCUCUCACAAUCAUCAUCCCCCCCUGGCACCCACUACUUCGAGGUCGAACAAAACAACUCGAUGAACACCGACGACCUAACCGCCAUCCCCGGUACAUCCACAUACGUGACCUCGGCGACCAUGGCUGCUACCCUUCCUCUGGGAAUGAGCAGCGCAGACGACCUCAUGGUUCAUUUUGGUGGCGACAAUGGUCUUAUCCAGCUAGACCGUGAUUCCCACAUGAUGUCCAUGGGUAAGUUUGAGGAUGAUGAAUUUGAAAGCAGCAUGUUCCCCGGUGAUGGCAACGACGUUUUCUUUGGAAGCAAUUAG